CUUAGAUUAAUGAAAUAAUGAGUGCCUAAAAAGAUGCUUAGAGCAAAUAGUCGCUCUUAAACGAUCUUUGUUUCGCCAAAUUGAGUUUUGAAAUGUUUUACGUGACCCCUUUUUGUGUGAAUUUUGACCCUUAAACCAGUUGCUUUUUUUAGGCUCUUGGACUAUUACAAAAAGCACUUCUAAGGCCGUUUUGUCCUCGCGUCGAGACAACGCGCCACACGAUGGUCCAGUAUUGAUCGCCACUAAAAGAACCGGGAGUCCCAUUUCUUGCCCCUUUUUCGGGAGUGCACGUGGUAUUUUACUACCCGGAAAAAUAAUUAUUUUAAACAAUAACUAAAAUGGAGAACAACGAAGAAAAAAAACUCGAUGAAGAAAUAACUUUGAAGCCGAAAAUGACCCUGGUGAAUGGAAUCACAGUGAUUGUGGGUAGUAUCAUUGGAUCUGGUAUUUUUGUAUCACCUUCUGGAGUGCUGAAAUACACUGGUAGUGUAAAUGCUUCGCUUCUGGUAUGGACCAUAUCUGGGGUUUUUUCUAUGGUAGGCGCGUAUUGCUACGCAGAACUGGGUACAAUGAUUAGAAAAAGCGGCGCAGACUAUGCGUAUAUUAUGGAAACAUUUGGACCCUUUUUAGCUUUCGUCCGGCUUUGGAUUGAGUGUAUGAUCGUUAGGCCAUGUUCCCAGGCAAUUGUGGCUCUCACAUUUAGCCAAUACGUUAUGAAACCUCUGUUUGUAGAAUGCGAACCACCUGAUAAUGCUGCCAGAAUGUUGGCUGUUUGUUGCAUAUUUAUUUUAACGUUUGUCAACUGUUAUGAUGUAAAAUGGGCCACAAGGGUUCAAGAUAUUUUUACCUAUGCAAAAUUGUUAGCCCUUUUCAUUAUUAUUGCUGCUGGAAUUUAUCAGCUUUCCCAAGGACAUCACACACAUUUUACCUUUAACAAUACCAAAAGCGAAGUGACCUCAUUGGCCUUGUCUUUUUAUUCUGGUCUCUUCGCCUACAAUGGAUGGAAUUACCUUAACUUUAUUAUAGAAGAAUUAAAGGAUCCAGUAAGAAACUUACCACUGGCAAUAGCAAUCUCCUGCACACUGGUAACAGUAGUCUAUGUACUGACCAACAUAGCAUUCUAUACAACCCUUUCACCGUCUGAAAUGUUAAACUCUAAAGCAGUGGCUGUAUCGUUUGCUAACCACUUAUUUGGUCCCUUUGCUCUCUGCAUCCCGUUUUUUGUCGCCAUGUCAACUUUUGGAGCUGUUAAUGGCGUUUUGCUUACUUCUUCUAGAUUAUUUUAUGCUGGGGCAUGUUCUGGCCAAAUGCCCGAGAUCUUAACGAUGAUUCAAGCUCAAAGACUUACACCAGCUCCCUCUGUCUUAGCUAUGGCUUUUCUAUCCCUAUUAUAUCUUACUGUAUCCGAUAUCGAUGCACUUAUAAAUUAUGUUGGAUUUGCUACAUGGCUUAGCAUUGGAGUAUCUGUCCUCUGCGUUCCAUGGCUUCGUUGGAAACGUCCCGAUCUAGAUCGCCCAAUCAGAGUAAAUCUUUUUUGGCCAAUCGCGUACAUUUUGUGCACUUUGUUUGUAACUGUGGUACCUAUGGUGGCGACUCCCUACGAAACCGGGAUGGGAAUUCUUAUGAUAUUAUCAUCGGUGCCAGUGUAUUAUUUGUGUAUAGCAUGGACUAGUAAACCAAUGUUUCUUAGGACUGCACAACGUUCUGCUACUGUGUUUUUGCAAAAGUUGUUGGUAGUCGUUGGAAAGUCAAAAAAAGCUGAUGUCUAAAUGUUAAUAUUUAAAAAGGUGUCUGUCUGUAUAUAUGAUUUUUAGAGUAAGUCGUUCAUUGAAGUUAUGAUACUUUAUUAUACAUACAAUGCAAAGAAAAUUUAUUGCCAUUUAUUUAUAAAAUCUCUCCGGCUCAACUAUAUAUUGUAUCAUAGUUUCAAUGACUUAGUUAGUAAAAUAAUAAAGUGUGAAUACAUACAUGUUUAAUACAUUUAAAAUUUAAUCUAUUAUUCGCAAUUUAUGAAAAAUACAUAAUUCAUUAUAACAUUGUUGCCCAAGGUUGUGAUGAAGCUCAAAACCAAUUUAGAAAUUCUUUAAUUUUCUUUUGACUUUUAUGGACUUAAUUGAC
This is a messenger RNA of Anthonomus grandis grandis, 2118 nucleotides long. RefSeq names its product large neutral amino acids transporter small subunit 1. Gene Ontology annotation, biological process: amino acid transmembrane transport. Gene Ontology annotation, cellular component: membrane. Gene Ontology annotation, molecular function: L-amino acid transmembrane transporter activity. NCBI's taxonomy places the organism in Eukaryota, Metazoa, Arthropoda, Insecta, Coleoptera, Curculionidae. The coding region runs from base 339 to 1769 and encodes 476 amino acids. The transcript has 9 exons. The record is from RefSeq and is a predicted model, not a curated record.